UAUUACAGUCUCUGGUCUUCCCUUCUGAGUUCUGAGCACAAAACAAAAGAGCAAGAGACUCAGCCCUGAGCAGCACAGCCUGAACUAGCCAUUCAGAAUUGCACACACAACACACACUCAGCACAGCAAAAGUCACCCUUCCACUCAGCACUCAGCAGCAGCAGCAGCAGCAUAAUAACAUUCUCUUCCUCUCUCUCAAGAAAACACAAGCACAAGUCACAGCACGCAGUAGCAUUAAUCAAUCAAGCCCAGAUAAAGACAGUCUCUUUAGCUCAAGAACUUGCAUAAAGUUCUGAUCUUUGGCCAUUUCUAAGCUUUGUUUUGGUGGGUUUUUUUUUUAAUCUGGGGUGAGCUUGAAAAUGGACAAAAUGAUGGUUAUGGCUAGCUACUUGCUAAAGGCUUGUGGCAUAGUGUAGAUUUCACCGAAGGGCGUGUUUUUUUCUCAGCUGCUGUUGAGGUCUCUUCAUUUUUCUGUUUUUUGCUAGAGAAAAAGAAGGGAUUUUUAUCCUUUCUUUUCUCUUUCAGUUUCAUUUCUCUUCUUUUCCCUCUUCCUUUCUUCCCUUCUCUUUCUGAAUAGAAUGGGCAGCAGGAUCAUGAUAUCAGGAAACUUGGAUCCAGAGAGGAAAAGGAGUGGUGGGUUGAGAACAAAACAGGCUGGUAGAGGCUCUUGCCGAGGAAGUUAGGCCUUUUAACUCAAUUUUGCCGGAGAAGGAAAGAAGGAAAGAAACAAAGAUGGAAUCUUUCCGGCACUGAAAAGCUGAUUUUACUCUAUAUUUAUAAGCUCUGUUAACCCUUUAAAUUCAUCUCCGCCUAUCUCUAUCUCUCUCGACUUGUACUCAUAGUCAGAAAAGGCUAUACCUUCUGUGCCAGCUGGUAGUAUCAUCAAUCAAUAUGGGGAGCUUGUUAAAAGAGGCUUUGAAGACUCUGUGUGGAGUCAAUCAAUGGUCUUAUGCUGUUUUCUGGAAAAUCGGUUGUCAAAAUCCCAAACUUUUGAUAUGGGAAGAAUGCUAUUACGAACCAGUGAUUUAUGCUACUGGUCUACCCAGAAAUUCUGGGAUUGAAGGGUUUGAAAAUCCAUUUACUCAGCUUGGUGUUGGGGCAGGAAAUGAACUCCAUUUACUUGUAAACAAGAUGAUGAUGGAAAAUCAAGUUAAUGUGUUGGGAGAAGGACUAGUUGGUCGGGCUGCAUUUACUGGAAGUCACCAGUGGAUUCUUUCAGAGAACUAUAGGAGGGAUGCACAUCCACCAGAGGUUCUGAAAGAGGUGGUUCAACAAUUUUCAGCUGGCAUGCAGACAAUUGCAGUAAUUCCAGUCCUUCCUCACGGUGUUGUACAACUUGGUUCAUGCAUGCCUAUUAUGGAGAAUGUGGCUUUUGUAAAUGAUGUCAAGACCUUAGUUCUUCAACUAGGAUGUGUACCGAGGAUCCUGCUAUCUGAAAGUUACGCAACAAAAGAACCAGCCCCAAAGCUUGGAAUUCCUGUGUGCGCUGGAAGUUCUUUUAUGAGAAAUUGUUCUGAGAGCUCAGAUAUGUACGCCUCUACUCCUUUUAUUGCUAACAGCUGUGACUUCAAGACCAACUUGACUCAAAUGGAAGCAUGUCUGGCUCAAACUUCUGGUGCGAUUGGACAAGUUCAAGGUAUUGAUCAUCCUUCUGUUGCUAUGUUUCAAGCCUCUGACUUUUAUCGAAGUCCGUUGGCAUCUCAUGUAGAACAAUACCAAGCAAAAAUUGGUCCAUCAGCAAAUACAAAUAAUCCUUCUACAGGCCAACUGGCAAAUGGAGUUGCAAAAGCUGAAGUAAUGUGCUCAAACCCUGAAGUUUCAUUGAAUCAGCAAAGUUCUCUGUGCAUUCCAAGGUCGACAUUCAAUUGUCAACCUGCUAUUGGCUCAUCAGAUAUAAAUCGCGGCAGCUUAAAAUUGCUGGAACAACAAAUCUUAUCCAACAGUAGUUUCCAGAAUCAUAUGGAUAAAAGUUUCAAUGUAUCCAACAACAUGAUGAUGUCCAUUCUAAGAGCUAAUGCAGGCCUAGUAUCCAGUUCUUCUCAAGAUUCUGUCACUUGCCAAUCAGCUAAUGUAGGUGAAUCGUAUGGUGGUGUAAAGAGCAAUAGGAUAUCAGUUUCAACAAUGGGUUCACUUUCAGAUGCAGACCUGCUCUCCUGCAAUAGUAAUUCUGGCGCACAUAAUGUCAGUGACUCUCAGAUUGCAAAUUCAUCUAAACUAGAGGGUUCUUUGUCUAAAGCUGUUGAUUGCUCAAGUGCAUGUAAGUUGCUAACAAAUAACUCUGCAAGUGGAUAUCCUUCUGCAGAUAACAAGUUGAUAGGCAUUCAUCUGGUUGAUGUCAAUGACAGAGUGGACAAUGAUUUGCAUCAAGCCUUUAGUGCCCAACUCUCUCAACAGUCUGAUAAUACCUGUUUAAGCGAGUGCAACCCAAGUUUAAUUCCUAAAGAUGAAAAGCAUGGGAAUGGAGUUCAAAGUCUAACACUUGGGGAAGCCUUAUAUGGAGAUGGAUGUGCUCAAAAUCCUUCUGGAGAUGACUUGUUUGACAUACUGGGGGUUGAUUUUAGAAACAAAUUGCUAAAUUGCGGCUGGAAUAACUCUCAGAAUAGUACGUGUGACUCAAGCAUAACAUAUUUGGAUAAGAAUAGUUCUGUGUGGUUUAAAGGUUCGGAUGCUUCUACUGACUUGUAUCCUGUCAAUCAAGGACAGUCAGAGAGCAGCAUAUUCUCUGGGGCGAGCACAGACCACCUUUUAGAUGCUGUUAUCUCCAGUAUCCAACCUUCAGGCAAGCUGAACAUGGAUGAUAGUGUUUCUUGCAGGACAAUGUUGACCAACACAAGUAGCUCCUCUGCUCCAAAUGCUUCACGCCCUUGCUCCAUGGUCAGUUUGUCUGGUCAAACGCAGGGAGAUUUAUUUGCUUUUCCUAAAUCCAUGACAAAACCAGGUAGUCUUGGCUCCUAUUCAUUGGGAUCUGGGCCCGGCAAGGAUGAUAAAGGAAGCUAUUCCAAUAGUGGUUCCAUAUGUGGGUCACAAAUUAGCUCAUGGAUUGAACAUCAAGAUGUCAAGCCAAGUAGCAGUGUAUCAACUGCAUAUUCUAAGAAACCUGAUGAAAUGACCAAGACAAAUCGCAAAAGGCUUAAACCUGGGGAGAAUCCUCGACCCAGGCCAAAAGAUCGUCAAAUGAUCCAAGAUCGUGUCAAAGAAUUAAGGGAAAUCGUGCCAAAUGGGGCAAAGUGUAGCAUUGAUGCACUCCUAGAACGAACUAUAAAGCAUAUGCUUUUCUUGCAAAGUGUCACGAAGCAUGCGGACAAGCUGAAGCAUACUGGAGAUUUUAAGCAGAUACUUGGCAAGGAAGGUGGACUACUUAUUAAAGAUAACUAUGAUGGUGGAGUUACAUGGGCAUAUGAGUUGGGCUCCCAGUCUAUGGUCUGCCCUAUCAUAGUUGAGGAUCUUAAUCAACACCGUCAAAUGCUUGUGGAGAUGCUUUGUGAAGAAAGAGGUUUGUUUCUAGAAAUAGCUGACAUAAUUAGAGGAUUGGGACUGACAAUCUUGAAGGGCAUUAUGGAAACUCGCAAUGAGAAAAUCUGGGCGCGCUUUGCUGUGGAGGCUAAUAGAGAUGUGACAAGGACGGACAUCUUCAUCGCACUUGUUCGUCUACUGGAGCAAACAACCAAAAAUGGUGCAACUCUGGCCAACUGCAUUGAAAGUGAGAGUAUGAUGGUUCCUCAGUUUCAGCAAGCUACCUCAAUACCAGCAUCUGGUAGGCCAUGUGAUUUGCAGUGAUCCAUCUGCUGCGUAACUUUAGGUCUGGGAUAUGUUAAGAGUGAGCAAAGUUUUAUGCUUGCUGUGACUAACAGUUGUUCCAGACGAAUUAGCUUGUUGAUCCAACAACUGACUGAAGUUUGUUAUCUUCCAUGAGCUAAAUUGUAUUCCACAUCGAUUUAGAUCUGGGAAGAUGAGUUUAGGCAAUGAGAACUACAGUGUGUAAGAUGCUUCCUAGACUGUUUACUCUCUUGCAUGGUUGAAGCUUUGUUCUUCCCAUAGUUUCACAGUUUUAUUAGUUGGAAGGAGAUUAAACGAGAGAGAACAAGAUGUUUGCAUGGUAGAAGCUUUGUUCUUCCCAUAGUUGUCGCAGUUUUAUUAGUUGGAAGGAGGUUUUAACAAGAUGGGAAGGAAAUUUUCAUCUCCCUCCCUCUUUGAUUGCAGAAAGGGUUCUGUUUGAUCAUCUGUCUGCUGUGAAUUAUCACAUUGCUUCUGUACAGAAAAGGAGAUGAUGAUAGGAGUCGUCCAAGUUUUCAAUUGUCUGUUGACAUUGCCUAUUUCUAGUAUUAUUUGGCAUUUGCUUCUGGUUU
Molecule: messenger RNA, 4346 nt
Organism: Coffea eugenioides
Lineage: Eukaryota; Viridiplantae; Streptophyta; Magnoliopsida; Gentianales; Rubiaceae
Product: transcription factor LHW
Exons: 10
Coding region: 892-3777 (961 amino acids)
Biological process (GO): regulation of DNA-templated transcription
Molecular function (GO): DNA-binding transcription factor activity; protein dimerization activity
Source: RefSeq, a predicted model, not a curated record